UCCAGCAAACGCGAUACGCACUGGGUUUAUUUAGACACAGAGAGGCUCAUUGCGGUCACACAUUGUUGUCAACUCGGGAAAAAGAAGAAGAAGGGGGUUCUUUCCACACAGACAUUGCUGCCAUUUACGACUAUUCAUCCAAAGGUUCCCGUUUGUCCCAGAGAUGAACUUUGAGCAGCCCCCUCCGUAUCCGGGCAACGGCCCCACCGCCCCCGGCUACCCGGCCCAAGGCCCGCCUCCGCAGGGCUACCCGGCUCAGGGUUACCCCCCGCAGGGGUACCCCCCCGUGAACAUGGAGCAGGGCUACCCCGUGAACAUGGAGCAGCCGAACGCUUCGUACCCCAGCUACCCCGCGGGGCAGAUGGGCCCGGGGGGUCCUUACCAGGGCCAGGGGCAGCCGCCGUACGGUUACCCCGGGCAACCGCAACAGCAGUUCGGCUGGCAGGGCGGGCCCCCUCCUGGGCCCAUGUACGGGGAGGCCCCCAAAAACACAGUGUACGUGGUGGAGGACAGGAGAAGGGACGACUCAGGAGACACCUGCCUGACCGCCUGCUGGACGGCUCUGUGUUGCUGCUGCCUCUGGGACAUGCUGACAUAACUACCCCCCCAUUACCCCCCCCCUCUCAUUGACCUUAGAUGACCUUGAACUCCUUUAAAAGAAGAAAAAAAGACCUCCCCUCCGUCUCUUCUGCCCGUCUCUAAAUGAAAAGCCUUGAUUCUCAUAACGUGGAAGUCUCCGUCCGGCGCCACUCGCUCCACCUCGAUGAGAAGCCCUCCGCACUGACCGGCCGACCCCGUCCACGGGCUAGCAUGUACCUCUCUGCUAAACACAACCUAUACUCGCACACACACACACACACACACACAGUAACACGCGUCUGGUAUAUACUUUGAUCUCAGGCUCAUCGAGUGUGAGGCUCUCUUGGCACUUUAUGACGAUUACCUCUGUAAGAUACGACUCCCGCCCGCCUGUCGAUCACCUGCAGCCCUCCCGUCAGCUUCGCCGAUCGGCUACCCCCUUUUACCCUGGCUCCUCCCCCCGAAUGGCACCAAGCCCCUCCCCCGUCCUCCCCCCGGCUGUUGAUGAGCCACAGGGCGCUCUGAAGAAGCUAACUCGUGACAUGUUUCCCUUUUCAUUUGCACAGAAGCCGUUUUUCGUUGUUGUUUUGCUGACGUACGUCUUCAGGUGGAAUCACGCGAACGUGUUUUUAAAGACGACAGCGAUCGGUGUUUGAGUUACCGUUAAUGUCGUCGAUGGGCCACGUUUUUUUUUCCGUUUUUUUCACGAUCUUAAUAUGAAAAAAAGAUAUUCCAACAUAAUUUUUUAUUACAUACCUUGAAAAAAAAACUGAAAAUGUCCACACAAAAAAUAAAUAAAGUGAUUGCUUAACAGAACAAACCAAACGACCUGUCGGAUGCCUUUUCUGUGCUUUUAUUUCGCUUUGGAUGAUACAUUUGCAUUAAAAUAAUUUAUUCCCGUAAA
This is a messenger RNA of Pseudoliparis swirei, 1483 nucleotides long. Its product is annotated as cysteine-rich and transmembrane domain-containing protein 1-like. Gene Ontology annotation, cellular component: extracellular exosome. NCBI's taxonomy places the organism in Eukaryota, Metazoa, Chordata, Actinopteri, Perciformes, Liparidae. Bases 164 to 598 code for a protein of 144 amino acids. The record is from RefSeq and is a predicted model, not a curated record. The transcript is spliced from 3 exons.